ACUUCCUCUGCCCUUGUAUUUGGCCACCACUUUCCUCUCACUCAGGUCAAAGUUGCCCUAGGAAUUCACUCACCAACUUCAUUGCCACACCCCAGAUCCGGGCUCCCGUCGUUAAACGCGCACCACGCUAUUGUCUUUCGCGAGCUUUGUGUGCCGUGAUUUGAUUCCAUUCGCCCUGGCCUUUCUUCUCUCUCACUUCCUAUUGCUAACUCUGGAGUCGAACCUCCUCCGCGCGCUUCGCGGAUGUCGACCGCAAACAUGAUGCCCAACACCUGGAGCCAGGCCGCUGGCAUCCCGCCUGCGCCCAUCGCAUAUCCGACCUACCCCAUGACUGCGGCUCCAGCAUACACUGCCGUUCCUGUCCGUCAAUCUUUCGGAUCCGUAGCCCCCACCCAAGCCCAGUACUCGGCAUCUCCGACUUCAUACGGCGCACAAACCGCAGAGGCUUCCCCUGCUAGUAGUGCUCCGGCGGCGGAGCAGUCGAAGAAGAUCGACUGGCCACUCUCGGUUAGGCAAUAUGUGGCCAGGUCCUUCAUGCCCGACAAAAUGGACCACACGGUUGACCGCGCCGAAAUGGAGGCCAAGCUGAAGGAGACUAUUUCGCAUGCCCAUCAGACAGGUGUUAUGUACACCAUGGAUUGGGACAAGAUGCCUCUCCCCCAGGAGCUGAUCAAGCGCGAACGCCUGGCAUCUCUGAUGUCUACUACUGUCGCCCUACCCAAGGACCCCUGGGGCGUGGCCACACCGGCGCCGAAGAAAAGGAAGUCCGGCGACAUGUCCACUGACAUGAGCUCUGGGGUACCGCCGUGGCAAACUGCCAAGGCGAGCAGCGGCCUUGAGGGCCGUGUCUCAUAUUCGACGCCUGACAAACGUGCCGCUCCCGACGAUUCAUCCAGCAAAAGCAUGAGUAAGUUCCAGAAGCAACUGGAGAAGCGCCAACGUCGGUUCGAUGGCGGCUACAAGUCGAGCUACCGGUCCCCGAGCCCUCCUCCUUCGGACGGCCCCAUUGUGGGGACCAGCCAGACGUUGGAGAAGCGUUACCUUCGCCUGACGGCUCCCCCCGUCGCGUCCAAUGUGCGUCCUCAGGCGGUUCUGCAGCAGACGCUUGAACUUCUCAAAAAGAAGUGGCGGAAGGAGUCGAACUACGCAUACAUCUGCGAUCAGUUCAAGUCGAUGCGUCAGGACCUCACCGUUCAGCGCAUCAAGAAUGAGUUCACCGUUUCCGUCUACGAGAUCCAUGCCCGAAUCGCUUUGGAAAAGGGGGACCUGGGUGAGUAUAACCAAUGCCAGACCCAGCUGCGUGCUUUGUACCAGCUGGGCUUGAAAGGAAACCCCCUUGAGUUCAAAGCGUAUCGUAUCCUGUACUUCAUCCACACUGCCAACCGUUCAGCCUUGAACGACGCCAUGGCAGACCUAACCACAGCAGAGAAGGAGGAGCGCCCGAUCAAGCAUGCCUUGAAUGUGCGCUCUGCCUUGGCCCUUGGCAACUACCAUCGCUUCUUCCAGCUCUAUUUGGAUACGCCCAACAUGGGUGCCUAUCUAAUGGACAUGUUUGUCGGCCGUGAACGUCUUGCGGCUCUGUGCAAUAUUUGCAAAGCAUACAAGCCUGACGUGAAACUCCGAUUCAUCACGGAGGAGCUAGGCUUUGAGUCCGACGCCGAAGCCGUGCAGUUCAUCAUCGACAACAACGGCCAAGACCUGCUCGAUGAGCGUGCUGAUCACAUCGCCUUCCUUGCUGGGAAAGCUGGCCAGCUCUUCGACCACGCGAGGAAAGAGGCCUUCCGUAGAGUUGACAUCAAAGGCCAAAUAUGAAGCCCGAUCCCAACCACCAGCCCGACAUCUUUUAUUUUCAGUUACACUUGCACAAUACCCCUCCCACUACUCUCUCAGUCCAUCGCUCUCUCCGUCGGCAUCCGUUCGAUGCGGAUGCGGUUACUCGGUAACGACAAGAGUCGAACCGCCUCGAGUCCUUGCGUUCAGCAUCUAUCGAGUCUCAAAAGCUCUCUCGCAUGUCCCUGCUCGGAUUAUGUCACACUUCAGGCACGGCGGGAGUAACCGCAAUCCGAUUCCGCCCGAAACUACCGCCCUUCGGCCCAGUCCGACACCUGGCAUCCGUUCUAUCUUCGUAUCUACGCAUUUCUUCCCCUCAAUCUAACGUCGAGACCUACUCAGUAAUCCCCAGCCGGGGCUCGAAGUGUACGCUCACAGUACCGCACGACUAAUAAAGAAUGGCGGGGGAGCACGUGGAUAUGUUUUUAGCCUUGUGGCAGGGUUGGGGACUUGGAUGUAGCAUACCCGCUUCUGCGUUCUUUCUUAUUUUGCGCGUUUGGCUGGACUUGGGAACUCGACGUCGGAUGGCCGAGCAACCUCCAAGUACCUUUGCCUAACUAUCUGGUUUAUGAUGGCGUCUCUUUUUUUUGUUUGGUGUCGACGGGGAAAAGCACGCUCGUGGAGUUGGGGUAAUAAGGCAUGCUCUUACUUGGUCUUUUAUAAGAGUAUUGGUUUAAUCCAUCUACCGAACCAGCUUCAACCUGUUUUAGUCGUCGUGGGGCGACUAGGUAGGUAGUUUGACUGGCAGCGGCAAAUCCAUCAUCAAUUGUUUCGUCAUGUUUCCUGAUCUGAGCGGGAUCGAUGCAGACCCAGGCAGAUCUAGGACCCAUGUCAUGAAAGCCAAGGCUCAAUGCUUAGCCAGAGGUCGCAGCGUCCAUGGAUCGAGA
Molecule: messenger RNA, 2717 nt
Organism: Gaeumannomyces tritici R3-111a-1
Lineage: Eukaryota; Fungi; Ascomycota; Sordariomycetes; Magnaporthales; Magnaporthaceae
Product: GANP domain-containing protein
Exons: 3
Coding region: 244-1812 (522 amino acids)
Cellular component (GO): nucleus
Source: RefSeq, a predicted model, not a curated record